AUGUAUUUCAUGGAGAUGGUCCAGCGAGUGUCUGAGAUGAUUCUGGGGCAGGUUAACAUUGGAGGCAGAGUGCUGAAUCACUGCGCAGCAGUCCUCACAGUGUCUGAUGUACAGUUCUGUGUGUUUUUAUCUGCAGGAUCUGAUGAGUUGAGGAUCGUUCUGGUUGGGAAGACAGGGGCAGGGAAGAGUUCAGCAGGAAACACCAUCUUGGGCAGAGAGGCUUUUGAGUCUGAACUGUCCUCCGUUUCUGUGACAUCUGAAUGCAAGAAAGAAAGGGGAGAGGUUGGAGGGAGGAAGGUUGCACUCGUUGACACUCCAGGGCUGUUUGACACGAGUGUAGAACAAGUGUGGAAAAAGAUCAAGAUGUGUAUCGGUAUGUCCUCUCCUGGUCCUCAUGCCUUCCUGGUGAUUGUUCAGAUCAGCAGGUUCACAGAGGAAGAGAAACAAAUUGUGAAAAUGAUUCAAACCGCAUUUGGUGACGAUGCAGAUAAGUACACAAUGGUGCUGUUUACCCAUGGAGACAAUCUGGGGAAACAAACCAUUGAAGAGUUUCUUUCAGAGAGCGAAGACCUGGAAGGAAUCAUUCAGAAAUGUCAUGGCCGUUAUCACGUCUUCAACAACGAGGUGGAAAACCCGUCUCAAGUCACUGAGCUCCUGGAGAAGAUAGACAGGAUGGUCGAGGAUAACGGUGGGUCGUACUACACCACAGAGAUGUUCAAGAAAGCAGAGGAAGAAAUAGAGAGGAAGAAACAACAAAUCCUGCAAGAGUCUGAGGCACAGAGGAAGAAAGCGAUGGAGGAACUGAAAGCCAGAUUCUCCGGGGAGAUGUUGGAAAAGCAAAAAGAAAUGAUGAAAUUAAGAUGUGAGGCUGAAGCAAGAGCUAGGGCUGAACGUUACUGUUCAGUACAACCCCCCAAACCCUGUGUAAUCAGUUAA
Messenger RNA from Perca flavescens (yellow perch), 936 nucleotides. RefSeq names its product GTPase IMAP family member 7. Lineage: Eukaryota; Metazoa; Chordata; Actinopteri; Perciformes; Percidae. Gene Ontology annotation, molecular function: GTP binding. The transcript is spliced from 2 exons. Bases 1 to 936 code for a protein of 311 amino acids. The record is from RefSeq and is a predicted model, not a curated record.